AUGUUAUACUAUACAUUAGUGUUCCUAUUUAUUUCAUUGGUUAGUUGUCAACCAACACCAAUCAGUGGUCCACUCAUUACACCAUUACCACAAACUUACACUUUCGGAAGUGGUGUCAUUCGAUUGAAUACUGGCUUUUUUGAUAUUGCUGCUAAUAUCGAAUCUGACCUUCUUAAUAAUGCAAUUCUUAGAUACCAAAAAUUGUUCUUCCCUUUCGGUGUAGGAUACCCAACCAACAAUCCGAUUGCCACUCUAAACAUCAAGGUUUCCUCAGACUCUGAAAUUCUUCAACUCUAUGUUAGUGAGAACUAUACAAUUUCCGUUGAAAUGGUUGGCCAAUCACCUCAAUUAGAGAUCAUAGCCGAUACGAUCUUUGGAGCAAUGAGAGCACUCGAAACUUUUUCACAAUUGAUUAGUUAUGAUGCCCAGAGCCAGAGUUAUUCGAUUCCUUUUGUUCCAAUCUACAUUGAUGACUUCCCACGUUUCCCAUGGCGUGGUCUACAGAUUGACACUGGUCGUCACUUUAUUCCUACUUCUUUCUUAAUGCACAUCAUUGAAUCAUGUGCCUACAGCAAGCUGAAUACUCUUCAUUGGCAUGUAUCCGAUGGUGAAUCAUUCCCAGCUGAAUCGAAAUCACUACCAAAUAUAACAUUGGGUGCUUUUGGACCACUAGCAAUCUAUACCAUUGCUGACAUGGAAGAAAUCGUCGCCUAUGGUCUCUCAUGGGGAGUUAGAGUUCUUCCAGAGUUUGACGUUCCAGCUCACAGCUUCAGUUGGAGUACUGCCUUUCCCGGGAUAAUGGCAAACUGCCCAGGUGAUAGUGAUUUGGACGGUUGGCCAUUAAGUCCAGCGCUCCCAGAAGCAUAUGAUCUCAUCUCCAAGAUUUACACUGACAUGUCAGAGAUCUUCAUUGAUAAGUAUUUCCAUUCCGGUGGUGACGAAUUACCAUACGCCUGUUGGGAUAACGAUCCAGUUAUCGCCAAUUGGAUGACACAAAACAAUUUCUCUACCACCCAAGCUGAACAAUAUUUCGAAGAUCAAAUCACCAAUAUUCUUGAUGGUUUGCAAAAGACCAAAGUUAUUUGGCACGAUCCGUUCGCCAAUGGAUGUGAAGUCCGUAAGGAUACCGUUCUCCAAGUGUGGGACAACGCUCAAAUGGCACAACAAGUUGUUAACGCUGGAAUCAGAGCUAUUGUUUCCUACGAUUGGUACUUGGACAUGCAGAUUCCAGUUCCAGGACACACUCACUAUGAAUAUGAAGAUACCUGGUUGGAUUUCUAUGCCGCCGAUCCAUUGAUGGGUGUCACUACCAAUACCGAACUUGUCAUUGGUGGAGAAUCAUGUAUGUGGGGAGAGCAAGUCGAUCAUAGAAACUUUGAUGUCAGAGUUUGGCCAAGAACUAUUGCUAUAGCUGAACGUUUGUGGUCCAAUGAAAAUGUUACCGAUACCAACAAAGCACUUACAAGAUUUGAUCCAUUCUCAUGCCACAUCUCGAACCGUGGAAUCAAUUCCGGUCCACUCUACCCAGACUACUGUUUAUUAACCAGUGAUUUCUCACAAUACUCUCAUCAACCACGUUUCAAACUUACCAAAGAGCAAAUUAAAAAUAUUUAUAACUCUCAAAAGUAA
Heterostelium album PN500 is the source of this 1629-nucleotide messenger RNA. RefSeq names its product beta-N-acetylhexosaminidase. Gene Ontology annotation, molecular function: beta-N-acetylhexosaminidase activity. Gene Ontology annotation, cellular component: lysosome; membrane. The transcript has a single exon. The coding region runs from base 1 to 1629 and encodes 542 amino acids. Gene Ontology annotation, biological process: glycosaminoglycan metabolic process; carbohydrate metabolic process. NCBI's taxonomy places the organism in Eukaryota, Evosea, Eumycetozoa, Acytosteliales, Acytosteliaceae. The record is from RefSeq and is a predicted model, not a curated record.